Messenger RNA from Durotheca rogersii, 478 nucleotides. RefSeq lists its product as uncharacterized. The transcript has a single exon. Lineage: Eukaryota; Fungi; Ascomycota; Sordariomycetes; Xylariales; Xylariaceae. The coding region runs from base 93 to 374 and encodes 93 amino acids. The record is from RefSeq and is a predicted model, not a curated record.
GCCUAACUGUUCUAAGUACAUAGGUAUAACAACCGCGAGUUCAUCGGCGGGUGCGGGCAUAUGCGCUUAUCGAGGUGCCGGGUGUGGUCGUGAUGGGCCAUGCCAACGCCGCGGAGAUGGCAGAUUCACGAAAAUGGUCGGAGGGCGGUGGGCUCGUUCCAGGGAGAAGCAUAGGCCUGUUGACGUUGUGUUUUUUCUCGCUGGCCACGGCUCAGCCGCAAACUUUGGACUCGGCACCCUCCAGACUUUUGUGGUACGAUGAACUGAUGCAGCGUCGGGCAUGGGGGGAUAAUGGAUUCCUCUCUUUUGGUUCUGCUGCCACCAUCGGCCGACUGUGGUCGCGCGAGGGCGGGGAGAUGGAUGCGAGUAUUUAAAGGUUCGGUGUCGUCACAGCUGGUGAGGAAGGGAAAGGGAGAGAGAGAUUAGAAGCUCAUAUCGGAUCAAACUCGAGAAUCAUUCACUAUCCGCUAUUCACUAU